Messenger RNA from Oryzias latipes (Japanese medaka), 1845 nucleotides. RefSeq names its product CD36 molecule (CD36 blood group) (gene cd36). Lineage: Eukaryota; Metazoa; Chordata; Actinopteri; Beloniformes; Adrianichthyidae. Gene Ontology annotation, cellular component: cytoplasm; cell surface; caveola. The record is from RefSeq and is a predicted model, not a curated record. Gene Ontology annotation, molecular function: low-density lipoprotein particle receptor activity; scavenger receptor activity; low-density lipoprotein particle binding. Gene Ontology annotation, biological process: lipoprotein transport; low-density lipoprotein particle clearance; receptor-mediated endocytosis.
CCCCUGCGAGAGGCGUGUGCCCCUUCCUCCGGCCUCAGCAGCUCUGUCAGCUCCCCUGAUGGUCCAGCCCGACUUUGCAGCUGAGACGCAGACGAGCAGCACAUAGAAGCAGGCAGGCUGAGAGGCGCACGCUUGGAAGGAGGGGGGGAAUAAAAACGCACACCGCCAUGGGAUGCUGUAACAGAAGGUGCGGGCUGAUCGCCGGAGCCGUGUUUGGAGCGGUGGUAACCAUCCUGGGAGGCAUCCUCAUCCCAGUGGGGGACAUGAUCAUUGAGGAGACGGUGAAGAAGGAAGCCGUCAUCGAGCCCGGAACCAUAGCCUAUGACAACUGGGCGGCUGCGGGAGUAAAGGUGUACCGGCAGUUCUGGUUCUUUGAUGUGCAGAACCCAAGCGAGGUGGAGCAGGGCGCCAAGCCGGUGCUGGUCGAAAAAGGACCCUACACGUACGGGACAAGGUUUCUUGCCAAGGAGAACGUCACAUUCCUCCUCAAUGACACCGUCUCGUUCCUGCUGCCUCAAGGUGCCAUCUUUGAGCCCUCCAUGUCUGUAGGACCAGAGGCAGACAACAUCUCCUGCCUCAACCUUGGAGUGGCUGGAGCGUAUUCUCUUCUUCCUCACAAUGUGCUGGAACUGCUGAUCUCUGCGAACAAGGCGUCCUUGUUCCAGAAUCGGACAGUUCGGGAGCUGCUGUGGGGCUACAAAGACCCUCUGCUGUUCGGGAUGCAGAUGGGUCUUUUCUCACCUUACAAUGGAACUUAUGAUGGCUACUACAAUGUCUUCACUGGCAAGGAUGACAUCACAAAAGUGUCAAAGAUUGACAUGUAUAGGGGAAACAGCAACCUGGGCUUUUGGAAUGACUCUUAUUGUGACAUGAUCAACGGGACAGAUGCGUCGUCCUUCGCUCCUUUUCUGGACAAGGAGACGCCGCUCUAUUUCUUCUCUUCAGACAUUUGCAGGUCCGUCUCGGCCAGCUAUGAGCAGACGGUGGACCUGAAGGGGAUAGAUGUGUACCGCUACUCCCUCCUCCCGUCCACACUGGCCUCCCCUGUGGUCAACCCAGACAACAGAUGCUUCUGCAAAAACAUGCAGACCACAAAAAACUGCACUUUGGCUGGAGUUCUGGAACUUAGCGUCUGUCAGCAAGGCGCACCCGUCUACAUCUCUCUCCCUCACUUCCUCCUUGGCAGUGAUAUACUGAGGGAGAGUGUGGUGGGCCUCAACCCGCAUCCGGAAAACCAUAAAACCUUCCUGGAUGUGGAACCGAUCACCGGGUUCACUCUAAACUUUGCCAAAAGAAUUCAAGUGAAUAUGAUGUAUGGACCAUCAGACGUCGUCAAACUCUUUAAAAAUAUCUCAGACUACAUGAUACUUCCUGUAGUUUGGAUGAAUGAGACGGCGACUUUAGACGACGAAACCGCAGACAUGUUUAAAAAUGAACUUCUUGGCCGGAUCAACAUGUUGGACAUCAUACAGAAGGUCCUGCUGGGAGCAGGCGCCGCCAUCUUUGUCCUCUGCCUCAUCUUCUACUGCUUUGCAAGGAGGAGCCACAAACGGAGCAAGACUGUGUAGAGGGUUCCCUGCCGUUCGGCCCGUGCAAAGGCACAGUGCACUCAAGCUGCUAUCAGCCGUCUUAAUAUGGACCUGCACUGUUUUUUGUUUUUAUUCCAUCAUUAUUUAUGAUGCUUUGUUUUUAGGUUUAAAAAAAAGGGGGGGGUUAUACUGUGAUUUUUGUACAGCUCAACUGAGAAUUGAUUUCCCAGAAUUCAUUUAAACAGCUGACACUGUAACAUGAACUCGUCUUUUGCUGAAUGACUUUGUUCAGAGUUAAUAAAAGCUGAAAAAGCAA